UUCAGCUCCCUGUUACCCAUCAUCGAUGAUUAUUACGUAGAGAAAAUGGGUAAAUUUUUGGUAAUAAUGCAAACAGCUAAACAUCUGCAGCGGCAACGAGAAGUGCAACGAAUAUUUGAAAAGGCAUUCAAACGAAAUAUUGUCGAUAUUGUGGUCGCAAUAUAUGCUGGCAAUUCCACAUUUCACUGGUAUACCUAUGACGUCUUUCGACCCGGACACUGUCGCCAAGUGAUGCCGCGCAAAUUUAAUACCUUCCGCAAAGGAAUAUUGCAAUCCAAAGAGAUUUUCCCCAAUAAAUUGAAAAAUUUCCACCAAUGUCCGCUUAAUAUUGCAAUGCGACCUCCGGUACCGGUACUGGGUAGGUCGAGUUAUAUGACACACGCACUCGACGAGAAAUACUGGGGCAUGCAAGGCGAAACUAUAUGUUUGUUGGCCAAGAAGUUAAAUUUCCAAACAAUUCGUCAUCCAAUUAACGAGAGUCUGGUCAGCGAGGUCUAUAAAAAUGGUACUGUGACUGGAGUAUUUUACGAUUUGAAGCAGAAGAAAUUCGAUAUCCUUAUGGGUUAUUAUAAAUAUUUAACAAGGACACGUUACUUUGGCUCAAGUUCGGUGUACUUUCUUACGCCCACAGUGGUGGUCACUACGAAAAGGUGGCAACUUGAUGGCGAGUGGCUGUUGGCACCUUUCGGUCCUCGCGUCUGGUUAUUAUACAUAUUCGCAUUGACGCUACAAGUGAUGGUGGUCCAGUUGUUGCGAUGUAUUUCGAAAAUAUUUAAACUAACCUGGUUGGAUAUACUCGGCUUGGCAUUGGGCAAUUCUCGCAAUAUCCAAUACCAAUUCCAAAGCACCCGAUAUUUUGUGAUGCUCAUAGCAUUUGCCUUCAUGGUUAUUAAUGGUUCAUUUCAGGGCAAGUUGUAUGCAGCCUUUCAUCUGAAAUCAAAUCGGGGUCUUAACACGGUAUCAGAACUGAUUGCCAAGAACUACACAUUUCUCAAGAAGAAAUUUAUUUUACAAGAAUUGCUGGAUGCUCUGCAAGUUCCACGAGCACAAAUUAAGGAAUUGAAUUAUACCGAUGAUUUCGAGAGCUAUGAGCAAAUGCUUGAGUUUAACUAUCCAGUGGCCAUGCUGACAAAUUAUUGGCAACAUCAGGCCUUCAUCAGAAGCCGACGUCUUUAUGAUGAUUUCAAUACUUUACCUGGCAUCGUGGUGCUGAAUCAAGUUUGUGCCUAUACACGACCUCAGUCCUAUUUGUUGGAGCCUUUUAAUCGAAUUGUGGAUAAUUUGAAUUCGGCUGGUAUUCUCAAGAAGUGGAUGAUGGAUUUUUUGGGAAUUUUCGACUCACAAGAAGAACUAAAAAAUAAUGACGGAAAUAUGAAUAUAACACCCAUUGCAUUGUCCUUGGAAAAGAUACGUCUGGUUUUUAUUGGUCUGCUGAUAACAACACUGAUCCAAAAUUAA
Musca domestica (house fly) is the source of this 1458-nucleotide messenger RNA. RefSeq lists its product as uncharacterized. Bases 46 to 1458 code for a protein of 470 amino acids. NCBI's taxonomy places the organism in Eukaryota, Metazoa, Arthropoda, Insecta, Diptera, Muscidae. The record is from RefSeq and is a predicted model, not a curated record. The transcript is spliced from 2 exons.